AUGCCUAUUCCUGAAGAAAGUAUGUCUGAACAAGACAUCGAAGAAGCCAUAUUAAAACGAAGCAAGUUAGCAGAAAUGUGCUAUGACUUUGACCAGGCCAGGUGGCUCCUACUUCACAUCUAUAAUAAGGAGAAAGCCGCACAAUGCCUCAAGGAAUUGGAUUCCAGUGCAGCACUGCAUGACCAAAGGGAGAAGCACCACGAAAUGGAAAGCGCAAAUGCAGAGAGUGACGGCGAUUGGGAAAAAGUGAAAUCGUCGCUGUUCCUAAUGGAAAAUAAAUGGAGAUCGGGCCGACUUCUCAAGGCGUUGGAGAGGAGACAAGCAAUACAGUACAAAUAUAACAAAGAUCUCCAAGAGGAGAUUGUAGUGCACAAUUCGUUGAUCGUGACUUGA
Messenger RNA from Penicillium concentricum, 393 nucleotides. RefSeq lists its product as uncharacterized. The transcript has a single exon. The coding region runs from base 1 to 393 and encodes 130 amino acids. The record is from RefSeq and is a predicted model, not a curated record. Lineage: Eukaryota; Fungi; Ascomycota; Eurotiomycetes; Eurotiales; Aspergillaceae.